UGGACAGCAAACUGUGCAUGUGUCACCUCUUGUGCAAUAAAGAAACUUCGUUCUUUUCCUUCUUCUUCCUUUUACCUGUUACUUCAAAUCUAUCGGCGUUUUGAGGGUGUUGGGUUCUCUUCCGGCAUCAAUAUCAAAGUCCUUUCUGGAUAAAACCACUACAGCUUUCACGGUCCAAAUACCUCUGCCUUGAUAACACUUGAUUACUGCCCUUCCAAAUAAUGUUACCGAGUGGACGAUCAAUUGACCUAGUAUCCUUAUCCUCUGUCUUUCACAGCGGGUUUAUUCCUUUACUUCUCCUCAGCCAUGUGUAGAUUUAUGGUCUACAAAGGCUCAGAGCCCAUUAUUCUCUCCAAACUCAUCACUGAACCUUCACACAGCAUCCUGACACAAUCCUAUGAUAGCCGACUGCGUCUCGACAGUCGUCGUCCGGUCAAUGGCGACGGCUUUGGCGUUGGGUGGUAUACCGAGCCCGAGCUAGGGCCAGACCCUUGUGUGUUCACCUCUACUCUUCCAGCAUGGAAUUGUGUCAACCUGGAACGUAUCGCUCCCAAGACGGCUUCGAGACUGGUCUUUGCCCACGUCCGUGCCACCACCGAGGGUUCUCUUGCGGAGAACAACUGCCACCCUUUCCAGCACAACACCCUCAUGUGGAUGCACAACGGCAACAUAGGGGCGUGGAAAUACGUCAAACGUCCCCUCGCCAACAGCUUGUCCGACAAGUGGUUUCUGGGAGUCAAGGGCGGUACGGACUCUGAAUGGGCAUUUGCCUUGUUCCUCGACACCCUGGAGAAGGACGGAGUCGACCCGAGCUCCGAACCCAAGGAUGGAUUCGACACCAAACUACUGAGGAGGGCAAUGAAAAAGACCAUUGCGAAGAUCAAUGCAUUCGUCAAGGCUGUUCCAGCAGAACACGAACUCGAUGAUGUCGAGACCAGGAGUCUUUUGAAUUUUGCCGUGACCGAUGGGCACUCUGUCAUCGUCACUCGAUACGUCAGCAGCAAGACCGACGCCGCCGCGAGUCUCUACUACUCCUCGGGAACGGCGUGGGUCGAGGGCAAGACCAAGGGCCAGUUCAAGAUGGAACGCAGAGACAAGGCUUCCGAUGUGGUCCUGGUCGCCUCCGAGCCCCUGACGUUCGAGCGACACAACUGGUUGUCCGUGCCCACAAACACCAUCGUCGCCAUCUGCAACCAAACUGUCUACGUGCGACCCAUCAAGGACGAAUUCUACGACCCUGACCCAUCCACGGAGCGGUCCACCGGCUUUGCCAGAUCGAAAGGUCUGGUGUCAAAGGCUCCCGGUGGGGGCACCAUCACGCCGUCCACCAUCCCCGGAACCCCCGUCCCUCGGAACGAAGUCGAGACGGCCGGUGGCAGUUUCAUCGUCAAGGAUGACCUGGAAAGAGUGCGGUCGAACGUGGAGGAUUUUAGUCUGCGAACCGGGCCGGGCGGUCUACCUCUACUUCCCACUACCGGCCACCACGUUCCUGCCUGUCAAGCACGGCGGGCGGCUGGCAUGAAAGGAUCUGCACCAAACAACGGCCCAAUUUCUGCCACUUGAGUGAGUGCCGGGAUGAACUUGUCGAGGACGGCGUUGGAUUGGUGGCUUUUGGGGAGAUUCACAAAUGGAAGAAAAAUUGUAUACUCCGUCUCACGACGAAUGACAGACGUAUGGGCCAAGACAGGGACGCGAGUUUGAUGGUGUAAGGACUGAAGGAAAAGUGUGUAUGGGAAAAGCUAACAACAACUGGCACCUGGCACGGAUUCGGCCAUAUGAUGACAAAACAAACUGAAAUCAGGAGCAUGGAGCGAGGCGUCUGUUUGUGUUUUUGUUUAUUUCUAGAUACCAUAUCCUUCUGAAAUUGCUGCACCAUUAACCAUUUUUUAAUA
Messenger RNA from Exophiala oligosperma, 1892 nucleotides. RefSeq lists its product as uncharacterized. NCBI's taxonomy places the organism in Eukaryota, Fungi, Ascomycota, Eurotiomycetes, Chaetothyriales, Herpotrichiellaceae. The transcript is spliced from 2 exons. The record is from RefSeq and is a predicted model, not a curated record. The coding region runs from base 307 to 1563 and encodes 418 amino acids.